UACCCUAUUUUUAACAGCCAUCGAGGUCAUCAUCGAUUGAUUGACUGAAUUCAUAAAUUAGAAUUUAAUGCUGAAUUUUGUUAUGAUCGAAGGGAGAACAAUGUUUGGCGUAGCUGCUGUUGGAGCGUCCGUAAUAGUGGGUUAUGGCGUUUACAAGUAUAUACAAGGGAAACAGAGUGCUCGAAAAAUCAAAGAGGCAGUCGAUGAGAUGGUAAAAAGCAUUGACAAGCCAAAUGUCUACAUCAGAAAUUCUGUUGGUGUACGAGAAAAACUCAAAAAACUAUAUGAGGGAGGUCCUGAAAAGCUGCAGAUAAUAUCAGACUUUGAUAAGACUCUCACAAAAUUUGUCAUUGAUGGGGUAAAAGGCUGCACAGUGUAUGGUGUGAUUGAGAGCUAUAAGCAGUUCCCAGAAUCAUACAGAGAGAAGGCCAAACAACUCAAAGAAAAGUACAUGCCAAUUGAAUUCUCAUCGAAUCUUUCAUCAGCUGAAAAAGAACCCCAUAUGAUAGAAUGGUGGACAAAAGGAAAUGAACUCAUUAUUGAGCUGAAUCUCAAGCAAAACCAAAUACCUGAUAUAGUAAAAGAUGCACACAUUGCUCUAAGAGAUGGUGUGGAGUGGUUCUUUGUCAAACUUCAUGAGAAGAAAGUUCCUGUGCUUAUUAUAUCAGGUGGUCUUGGAGAUCUAAUCAAAGAGGUUAUUGAUCAACAAAGUACUCUGUAUGACAAUGUUACCAUUGUUGCCAACUUCUUUAAAUAUAAUGAAGAGGGAGUAAUGGUUGGUUUUAAGGAGGAACUUCUCUUCGGUAACAACAAAAAAGAGAGAACUAAAGACUUGCCAUACUUUGACAAAAUUAAGGAACGUACAAAUGUCAUUGUGAUGGGUGACUUGCCAGAUGAUGCUCAUGUUUCAGACAGUCCUAAAAACACAGAAGUUACCCUAACAGUGGGUUUCCUGAAUGAGAAGGUUGAUGAACAUCUAAGCAACUACAUGGAUGCCUUUGACAUUGUUAUUGUUGAUGAUCACAGUAUUGAACUUGUGGAUCUUCUUCUGAUACCGAUCUUAAGGGCUAAUUAGAUGUCAUUAAAGAAAUUGUGACUCUGAAGAGAAUUCCAUAAAGUCAAUUGUAGAUAGAUGUGCACCUUAAGUGUGUGUGAACACACAGGGUUUAGGGUAGUCUUAUGCAUGAAAGAAUUGGUAUGGAAUGAAGUUGAUAUUAGCUAGAUUACAUGUAUAAGUCAUGCAGUUGUAGUCAAGUUUUGUGUCAUUAAAGUCAAUCAAACAUUUGCACAAGAGGCAUGGUCGUUUAUAUCAAGAGCUCUUUAGGAAGGGGCUGUUUAUGAUAGCUGAGGCAGGUAUUGGGAAUGAAUAUUUCUUCUAAGAAUUUUGCUACUGCUGUAUAUAGAAAAACAGCAGUUAGGAGGAAGCAGAAGAAGGCUGUGUUUUGUCAACUGUGGAAGUGAGUAAAGAAAGCUAAGACAGAGUCAAUCUUAGUAAACAAAAGCAAAUUUGCAAAUUUGAAGGGGUGGGCCUGCGUUCUGAUAUGAGAGAGGAACUUAAUGCAAGGAAUGAGUUGAAUUGUAUCAUUAUUGUAAAAUGAUACUUGCAGUCAGUUUAAAGUAACAUUGUAGAGAAGUAAAAAAUUUCACAGUAAUUGCACCUUGUGUUAUGCUUUAAUGUUCUUUGUAAUUGUGGUAAAGUUGAAGAUCUGAAUUCAUUUGCCAGCCUUCAGUAAAGUAGAUAGCAAAGUAGAAAAUCAAUUAAUUGUCAGGAGGUAUUUUUAUAACACUUGGGGUGACCUAAAUGUUGAGUUACAAGUAUUACCAGAUAUGUUGUAACCAUGUAAGAGAAUAUUGAAUAAAACAAACUGUGUGGAAAGGG
Stylophora pistillata is the source of this 1879-nucleotide messenger RNA. RefSeq names its product cytosolic 5'-nucleotidase 3. NCBI's taxonomy places the organism in Eukaryota, Metazoa, Cnidaria, Anthozoa, Scleractinia, Pocilloporidae. The record is from RefSeq and is a predicted model, not a curated record. Gene Ontology annotation, molecular function: magnesium ion binding; 5'-nucleotidase activity. Gene Ontology annotation, cellular component: cytoplasm.